This is a messenger RNA of Mercenaria mercenaria, 744 nucleotides long. RefSeq names its product heat shock 70 kDa protein 12A-like. The transcript has a single exon. NCBI's taxonomy places the organism in Eukaryota, Metazoa, Mollusca, Bivalvia, Venerida, Veneridae. The record is from RefSeq and is a predicted model, not a curated record. Bases 1 to 744 code for a protein of 247 amino acids.
AUGCCAAUUUCGGAUGACGUUGAAUUCAGGGGAGAUAAAAUUAGAAUUAAAACUAGGUUGUUUCGUAGCUUUUUCACAGAAACAAUUGACGGAAUUUUAGAAACAGUUGAAUGUGUACUAUCAAAGGUCCCGGAGUCCAUUGACACUAUAAUUUGUGUUGGUGGGUUUUCUGGCUGUCAGCUUCUGAAAGAUGCAUUUUGCGCGAAGUUUCCGGACAAGACUGUCAUUAUACCACCCGAAGCUGUGACGUCAAUCAUGAAGGGAGCGAUUAUUUUCGGUCGGGAUCAGUCUGUUAUCAACAAACGGAUAAGCCGACACACGUACGGUUUGGACUGGAAUGAAGAUUUUGACACAGAAAUCCAUGAUCCUACAAAACGUGAGGAAACAGACGACGGACAUGUCUGUAGAGAUAUAUUUAGAAAAUUGAUUGGAAAGGGGGACCUAGUGUCAUACGAUGAACCGACAAAAAAGAUUGAUGCUUAUGUUAAAUCUAAAUACCAGACUGUAAUAGAUUUUCCAUUCUACAGGUCAGAAAUUAAAGAGAACCCAAAAUAUAUUGAUGAAAUAGGGUGCCAUUUAAUGGGCACAAUGCGAGUUUACCUUGGAGAGUCAAAGGUCAAAAGCCUAGACAGAUGUGUGAAACUGAAAGUAUACUUCGGGGCAACAGAACUCAGAGCUGAGGCUGAAGAUGACACCGGAAAGAAAUAUGAAGUAACAAUCAACCUUGAAGAGACACAAGUUUAG